GAAUUUGAGUGCCAUAACAUGGUUUCUGCGAUGUAAUAAUCGAUUGGCGUGGUAUUACAGCUUACUAAAACAAGUGCGCUGGUUUGUGCCGACACGACUGGGUAUUGACCUACGGUUUGGCGGUGUGAAGCAACUGUUCACGCAGUCUGCGCUAUUAACACUUCACAUUGGACGAGGUCCAGACUUAACCCUUUAAAUCUUCUUUAUAUAACGAUUUUAUUCGUGCGUUCACAAAUUGAAAUUUGCCACGAUGAUCAUGAUGUAUCAAGAUCCACACCACAGAUGAUUUACGUUUGCUGUUUUAAAAUCUAGGUCGCCGACUUGACGAGGUGGAACGCGCUCGAAAUGGUAAUUAACCUGCCAUUGCAGAGCACCUUGAGAUUCCAUAGCAUCACGGGUGUCCCGUCGAAAAAUUAACCCUUUGAACGGUCGAUGACAUAUCGCCUGUAUCACGGGAAUUUAGUGGGUAAUUGUGGGUCACAGAUGGAACUGACGGAGUGACGUCACGCGAGAUUAUUAUGGGCUGUCGGCUCUGCUAAGCUGUAGGGAAAUGCAAUAUUUAAUCUCCGCAUACGUGAGCUGAAUAGCACAUUGAUAUACAUACCACUCUCUCACUCGCUCGGCAUGGAGCUCUCUCAAGUCGGAGACCAAGUGUUCGCUGCGGAAAGCAUUUUAAAGAGAAGGAUUCGUAAGGGCAAGGUGGAAUAUUUGGUGAAAUGGAAGGGAUGGAGCUUAAAACACUGCACAUGGGAACCGGCAGACAACAUUCUGGACACUCGGUUGUUGGAGAAUUUCAGGCAACAGUUACUGAGAGAACAAGAGAAGGGCUCGCCUUAUAAACGCAGGGGUCGAAAACCCAAGUGGUUACUUGAUCAGCAGGCCCGACAGCGAGCGGCUGAAGGACAGCAGAAACGAAAUUCAGAGAGCGAUCAGGGAAUUACGCGUCAUGAUAAUAGUGGCGGAUAUGCAGGUGACCUGCUAACAGCAGACGACACUUUUAGCUCGCGAGCUUUUAGUAGCGAUAAAUUUUUAAGAGAGGGAAAAAAUACCACGACUUCACCUGGCCAAGCAAGAACAGGGUACAACCUAGCCCUGCCCCGUCGAAAAGUGGGCCGGCCUCCGAAAAAUCGACUUCAGAUAAAAAGACCACGGGGACGCCCUCCUAAAAAUGCCAACACUUUUUCUGGUGUUUUUUCAUCGGUCAAGCAAAACUCAGGGCAGAAUUUCGACAAGACAUAUAAUUUAACGCCAGGAUUCAGUGGGGCUUUCUCAGAUAAGGGAGUGCCAUCGAACGUUGGGGUGAGGAGGCUUUCCCCCUGGGGAAAAACUCAGAGCAGCGGGGGUGUCUUGCCCCGAAGUUUUUCCACAGGGAUAUUAGAUGAGGGCGAUUGCAUAGAGGAGACGUCAUCUGUGUCCUCUUGUUCCACAGUGUCCUACGAUGGUUACGAUGACGUUAAUUGCCAAAGCGUUGACGCAUCAUUAGAUCUGAAUGUAUCCCCAUCCAAACAAAAUAACGAAAUGCACGAGAAUUGUAGUACAUCGUUACAAUCCACGUCAUUAACAACAAACGGAAAUAGUGUGACUGCUCUCCCGAAGAGUCGUUUCCUAAGAAAUAUUGGUGAUAUAGAAGAUGAGAAAAGCUUGGGUAAAAAACUCCAUUGGCAUCCCUCUGCUGAAGUGACGUCAACUUUGGAUUACGUAUUCAUCACUGACGUUACGUCACACCACACGACUGUGACGUUCCGAGAAAGCGUGAUCAAAGACGGAUUCUUUAGAAAUCGUGACGGAGAAGACAUCGAAAAGUGAAAUUAGUGUGGGAAAAUUUUGUUUUAGAAAUAGAAGCUUCCUAAUUUCAAACGGAGGCAUUAUUUUCUUCCUUCUCUUGGUCUGGCUUUUGGUCGAAAUUAGCUCGCUUUUCGUUCAAAUUUUUUUUACAUCUCCUCUUAUUUAAAUUUUACACCCGCCCUGGCUAGUUUUCUGCUAGAUA
Molecule: messenger RNA, 1987 nt
Organism: Lingula anatina
Lineage: Eukaryota; Metazoa; Brachiopoda; Lingulata; Lingulida; Lingulidae
Biological process (GO): negative regulation of transcription by RNA polymerase II
Cellular component (GO): chromatin; PRC1 complex
Molecular function (GO): chromatin binding; DNA binding
Source: RefSeq, a predicted model, not a curated record